Messenger RNA from Pocillopora meandrina, 414 nucleotides. NCBI's taxonomy places the organism in Eukaryota, Metazoa, Cnidaria, Anthozoa, Scleractinia, Pocilloporidae. The record is from the annotation of a GenBank genome assembly.
CACAUCAAGAAAUGCCGUGUCGCACGAGUCGGAAGAGAGGAAGUCCAGUACUCCUUGCGAGAUGUGAUAACAGUUCCUAGCCUGAAUGGUCCGGAUCAGAAGUUGAAGUGGUCAAUAAUUAAACAAGAGUAUCAGCACCUGAAGAACUUGGACUUACAUGACACCGACACAGGUUCAGUGCAACUCAUAAUUGGAACUAACAACUCUGACUUGAUUCUACCAAAACAAAUUGUGAAACCCUCUGGUCAACCGGAAGUUGACACAGUACCUUAUGCAGUUGAGACCCCACUUGGAUGGGCGGUGACUAACUGGUUACCUGGUGAGCGAAGAAUAGCAUCUCCGUACAAUGGGUUCAAUGUGUAUGAAAGAAGUUCAGUUGAAGAUGAGGAGCUGAAGCAGCUGGUCGUGGCUUAG